Molecule: messenger RNA, 722 nt
Organism: Oryza sativa Japonica Group (Japanese rice)
Lineage: Eukaryota; Viridiplantae; Streptophyta; Magnoliopsida; Poales; Poaceae
Product: cyclin-B1-2-like
Biological process (GO): proteasome assembly
Cellular component (GO): nucleus; cytoplasm
Source: RefSeq, a predicted model, not a curated record
AAGAUGAUCCGUCUCCCUUUCUUCUCCCCAAAGAAAGAAGCGAGAGAGAGAGAGAGAAAGCUUCGCAGGCGACGAUGGCGAGCGGCGGCGUGGUGAAGAAGGAGAUCGGCGGGAACCACGACGUCCUCCGCUUCGGCGUCAACGACAGCGUCAAGGGGGACCUCGCGCCGCCGCACCCGCUCCAGGCCAGCGUCCACAAGGAUGCCAAGUUCUGGGCGGACAAGAAGAGGUUCGGCGCGGAAGCCAUCUACGGAUCCGCCUUCAACAUCCGCAAGGAUCUUGAUGCCCAAAUCCUCUCCAAGUUCCAAAGGCCCCCUGGUGCAUUGCCGUCAUCUAUGCUAGGAUAUGAGGCACUGACUGGUUCCUUAGAUGAUUUUGGGUUUGAAGAUUAUCUUAACUUGCCCCAAGAUUCUGAAAGCUUCCGUGCUCCCGACAUGCACCACGGAAUGGAGGUUCGCCUCGGUUUGUCAAAGGGACCUGUUUGCCCUAGUUUCAAUUGAUUUCUCAAAAAUGUAUUUCUUGUCUUACACUGCGCUCCUCGUUCAGUAUCUAUAUCGGUCUUUAGACCGUGACCGUGACCGUGACAUGUAAGAACUAUAGGUAUUGCAUCCGUUUGAGGAGUUCUAAAAUCGAAUUUAAUGUUAUCAUGUUUGAACUUAUGUCCGGUUUGCUGGUUGCUGUGGUCGAAUGCACUUAAGAAAAUGAUUUGCUCCCUGCAUGGA